This is a messenger RNA of Sinocyclocheilus anshuiensis, 1935 nucleotides long. Its product is annotated as bifunctional epoxide hydrolase 2-like. The record is from RefSeq and is a predicted model, not a curated record. Gene Ontology annotation, molecular function: catalytic activity. NCBI's taxonomy places the organism in Eukaryota, Metazoa, Chordata, Actinopteri, Cypriniformes, Cyprinidae. The transcript has 20 exons. Bases 186 to 1853 code for a protein of 555 amino acids.
GUAGUAUUUAAGCUCAAACUCUGGCAGUGCCAGUCCUUACAGCAUUAGUUUACAAGUUGCUAAUUGCACUGCGGUAACUGUACAGCGAUCUUCCUGCGUCCAGAAAUCAGAAUCCGCACAUCAGUGUUUCCUUUUUGCCCAGAGACUUGUUAGUUUUGAAUAAAAUAAAAUAAAACUAGUUUCCAAUGAAGAAGGCAGUGCUGUUUAGUUUGUGGGGUGGUGUUGUUACACCCCAUCUUGCCCAGACGUUUCAGAAGUUUGAGGAAACUACUGGUAUUUCGAGGGGUUUCAUAAAGAAUGUAAUUGCAAAACUUGGUAGUGAGAAUGCACUGUAUCGCUUGGAGAAAGGAAAAGUCACCCUAACUCAGAUGAUUCCUGAGUUUGAAGCUGAGUGUCAGAAGGUUGCGGCCGAUCAGGGAUUUUCUUUACCUGCACAAUUCUCAGCUCAGAAGCUUUUCAGUGACAUUGGGCAGGUAGAAUUCAACAAGCCGGUUCUUGAUGCUGCAGCUGUUCUCCGUCGUCAUGGCAUCUCUACCUGCGUCCUGGCCAAUAUCUGGGUGGAUGACACUGAUCAGAGAGACGGCGUCGCUAGGAUUCUCUCCGUAUUGGAAAGCCAUUUCAACCUGGUUGUGAGAUCUUGCUAUGCCGGUGUCAGAAUCCCAGAGCCAGACAUCUUUACCAGUGCCCUUGAAAAACUUGCGCUUAAACCUCAAGAAGCGGUCUGGCUGGAUGUGGAUGAAGAAAGUAUCAAGGCAGCUGAAAGUUUGGGAAUGACAGCUGUUCAAGUCAAGGACAUCACCGAGGCUCUUAAGGAAAUCCAGAAGCUUACAGAAAUAGAGGUCACCGGUGAUCUCCAGCCACCCUCUUGUGAUCCUGAAAAUGUCUCUCAUGGAUAUGUGAAUAUUAAGCCUGGCGUGAGGAUCCACUAUGUGGACUUGGGAGACGGACCGCCUGUUCUCAUGUGCCAUGGCUUCCCUGAGAGUUGGUUUUCCUGGAGGUAUCAGAUUCCGGCUUUGGCCAAUGCUGGAUUCAGGGUUCUAGCUCUUGACAUGAAAGGUUACGGUGACUCCACUGCUCCACCAGAGAUUGAGGAGUAUUCUCAAGAACAAAUCAUGCUGGAUCUGGUGACAUUUUUGGAUAAAAUGGGCAUCCCACAGGUGAUUCUGGUGGGUCAUGACUGGGGCGGUGCUCUGGUGUGGAACAUGGCACAGUUCCAUCCUGAGAGAGUGAGGGCCGUGGCGUCUCUCAACACACCUCUUUUUCCUGUGGAUCCAAAAACAAAUCCAAUGGAGAAACUCAAGACCAUGCCGAUCUUUGAUUACCAGAUCUAUUUCCAGAAGCCUGGUGUUGCAGAGGCUGAACUGGAGAAAAACCUUGAGCGAACCUUCAAACUGAUGUUCAUUGCAAGUAAUGAAACUAAAUCAUUUCCUAGCACCGCAGGAGUCUGCCAGAGAGGUGGAUUGUUUGUGGGGUCACUGGAUGAUCCACCCCGCAGUGCUAUUCUCAGCGAGUCUGCGCUGCAGUACUAUGUUCAGCAGUUCACCAAGAGCGGCUUCAGGGGUCCUCUGAACUGGUACCGUAACGGGGAGAGGAACUGGCGUUGGAUGUGUUCCAGGCCGAGGGGCAAGAUCAUGAUGCCAGCUUUAAUGGUGACCGCAGGAAAGGACCCUGUUCUUCUGCCAGCCUUUGCCACAGGCAUGGAGAACCUGGUCCCCAACCUCACCAGAGGCCACAUUGAGGAGUGUGGACACUGGACUCAGACGGAGAGGCCUGCAGAGCUCAAUAAAAUCCUCAUCUCCUGGCUGAAGGAAACACACCAGAAAGCCUCUAUCCCUGUUCAUCCCAAGUUAUGAGAGCAUGAUCUUGAUUUAACUAUACGCAGGCGAAUGAACUAAAGUGCACUAAUGUCCAGGCUUGCUGAUUGCAUAAUAAUAG